CCCAAACAUGGCGGACCAAGCAUGUCUCUGCCUGCAUCACCUCACUAGACUUAAUUUUCGUUAGAAGCCUUUUUCCUUAACGUGGAUUCUAGCUGAAGCUGGUGGUAUGGCAAACCUUUACCUUGAAUUUGAUGAGGACGCUGGGAACAAAACUCAUAUUAUACCGAAAUGUUACGACGUAAAAGAUGUAAACGCAAAUUCCUCACAGAGGCAGUUGUUGAUAAAUUACAUGGCAAAAGAUGGAGGAAUUCCCGUCAAUUUUGGGUUGAAUAUCUUAGGAUGGAUGAUUGUUUUCAUCUUGUUCUGUGUCAUUCGCCGACUUGUGUGGGAUUAUGGAAGACUAGCUCUAAUACAGAAGGAAGACCAAGGAUGGACUGAAAUGUUCUAUGGAUCAAGGCAAACAUCUGAGGAGGGACGUGCAAGUCAAGAAGGUAGCAUGAAUGCUGCAGAAACUGUUGAAUUUCCAGCUGUCAAAAGCAAGGGUCUUUUCUCAUGGAUCCCUGUGUUCAUGAGAGUGACAGAUGAGCAUAUCCGUCUGAAGUGUGGUGUAGAUGCAUUUCAGUAUAUAAUAUUCCAGAAGCACCUUAUAGUUUACAGUGUGAUCAUAUUCUGUCUGUCCAUUGGUAUAGUCCUACCAGUCAAUUACACUGGAACCAAUGAGCCAAACAAGAAUUCUUUUGGUGCCACAACAGUGUCUAACCUAAUGGCUGACUCCAGCGUCUUCUGGCUUCAUACAGUUUUUGCAAUUAUUUACACUGUGUUAAUGGUGAUUGUGUUGCGGCAUUUUACCAACCUGUUUGUAUUUGAGAGCCACGAUGAUUCCAAGAAGACAAUCAUGAUGACCAAUGUACCUAAAAAUGUGACUGCUGACUUGAUCAUGCAACAUUUUCGGGAAAUCUAUGGUGAAUCACAAGUCCUUGAAGUUCAAGUUGCAUUUGACUUUGUAAAACUGAAGCAAGCGCAGAGAAAAGUUCUUGCCGCUCAGAUGGGUAGGGAACACUGCGAAGAACUUCUUCGCAAGACUGGGGAGAGACCGUUAACCACAGUCAGCACCAACAAGCUGUCUCCAUGUUGCCACUGCUGUGGCGCCAGUCACGUGGAUGGGAUUGAGUACUUUACUGAAGAAGAGGAAGAUGGGAAAGUCGAAGCUGAUCAACAGAGGCAAAAGCUGAAGAGUCUGGGAAUAGCUUUUGUGACAUUUGAAAAUGCAAAGAUCGUUCAGAGAUGUCUGAAAGACUUCAACACAAUCAGACAUGGAAGUCCAGAAUCGUCUGUGUCACGGAGGAUCUUUUCAGACCACUGGAAUGUGUCGCAGGCUCCAUUAGCUGGGGACAUUAUCUGGGAACACCUUUCCGUAGACAAUGAGAGUUGGUGGGUCAGGGCAGUUCUUAUCAAUACAUUGCUGUUUAUCUUUGUCCUAUUUAUCACCACGCCGGCUGUGGUACUGUCUACUUUGCAAGAGUUGGAGGCCAGUGUCGAGAAAAGCAAUCCAAAGCUCGCUGUCCCUCCGAGUCCAUUUCUCACUCAGUUCUUGCCCACUAUCUUGCUGUGGAGUUUUGCGGCGAUCCUUCCAGCGGCUGUGUCGUGGUCAAGUUAUUUUGAAGCCCAUUGGACAAGGUCAAAACUUGAGCAUUCUGUGAUGGUCAAGACUUAUAUCUUUUUAAUGUUGAUGUUAAUUAUUCUUCCGUCUCUGGCUCUCACCAGUGCGGAUGCUUUGUUUCAUUUGACGCUUGGAGGACGUUUGCCCGAAUUCCAAAGUAGACUAGCUUGCGUAUUCUUACCCAACAAUGGCGCGUUCUUUGUCAAUUAUCUUGUAACAUCAGCACUGAUUGGAACCGCGCUGGAACUGUGUCGCUUCCCCGAGCUAGUCUCUUAUGCAGGAAGUAUGGCUUGUGCACGAAACGAAGGAGAGAAAAGGCUUGUUCGCAAGGAAGCCGUGCGUGAGUUUGCUUAUGGACAACAGUACGCCUGGAUGUUAGUUAUCUUUACUCUAAUGGUUGUUUUCUGCCUCACCUGUCCUCUUGUCACGCCAUUUGGUUUACUUUACUUGGCCAUGAAGCAUUUAGUCGAUCGAUACAAUCUUUACUUCAACUAUCGCCCUCCGGCUUAUAACUACGUGGACAGCAAUGUACAUCACACUGCUGUGACGUUCGCCGUCAUUUCAACUUUCUUUCUGUUGCUAUCACUGUUAUUUUACUCCUCUAUCAGACUAGGUAUCAAUGAUCCCCAGACCGUUUUCACCUUGGUCGUGGUGUGUAUCACAGUUCUGCUUCUCUUAGCUCGAGUAUGCUUUGGAAUGUUCAAGAAAUUUGGACCUCACAAGGAAUACCUCUCGACAGAUGCGGAACUCAAUGGAGCUGAUGUUUAUAUUCCUGAAGCUUAUCUUCCGCCAGUCCUUCAAACAACGCGUGAAAUGAAGGCCACUGGUAGUGGAAGUGACAACGUUUCUCCUACCCAGCUCACCAGGCGGAAGACUUACGGUGCGACUCAGAAUGACCAUGUGAUCGAUACGUCACAACUGACACCCAGUUCGGAAACUGUUGUGACUUUCGAUGACGAGGACCGGCACUAAGUCUAAGGUUCUAACCGUUGGGAAACAUUUAGAUAUUUAUUUUGUUUACCUAUCUUUCUAUAUAAGGUAGAUCAUUUGUGAAUUUUCCUUUUUAGUAGAAUGGAUUCUUCUCCAGUUUGUUGGCUAAGAAUUACAACCACUGGAUUUUAAAUAUCACUGGAAACUUUCGCCGGCGUUGAAAUGAGCACUUUUUUGGUUGUAACCCGGAAAGUUUCAUUUUGCCUGGUGCUUUUGUUAGCCGUGAAAUUGUAAUGAUGAAUUUAAGAAAUUGGCUUGUUUGAAAUGCAUGCCGUACCUUAAUAAGCGCCUGGAAAUAUUGAUGCUUUCAGUCGUAAAUAAUUUGAGUUGUAUUUUUCUUAAUAUUUUACAAACAAUGUUAACCGUCAUCUUUUUUGUUUCAAUAAUCGUUUUCUUAAGAUCAAGUCUUUUGGUCUCAAUAUUGGAGAAGGUUCUGUGUAAAAGAGGCAUGUUAAUACUUUGUCUCUGAGAAGCAUACUAACAAGAUAUAAUUGAGUAUGAAAAGACUUUGUGGCGGAGAAGAAGUUACUACAGAUAGGGGACUGAGGAGCGAUGCUCGUCUCAGGUUUUGGGCGCAUUUUAGUAGUUUCUUGUAAAUUCCUAAAGAACGGUAGCGUUGUUCAAAUGCGCCGCAUAAUUUAACUUUGAGUUAAACUUAUUUAUGUAAAGUAGGUUAGCAGUAUCUACAGAAAUGAUAUUUUUUUAACUUUCUUUAGAGGAAGUUUUAAAUGUGUAGCGUGAUGUUCGUUAUUCUCCGGAGAUCUUCGGAACCUCUAGUAUUGUAAACUUGGAAAUUGGGUGUCUAAUUCAAUGGGUUGUUUAAAUUAGUAUUGUUAUUAUACUUAUUGACAUUUUCAUUAGGAAAUCAAUUUUGAAUGAUAUUUUGUGCAAGAAUAAGUCAUGCUUAGGCAUUUUGAUAAACAUCUUACAAGCCCGCUUACUUUGGGUCGCUCCUAGAAUUGUUUCAAAGUACUUAAGAAAAUAUUUGUCAAAGUAAUUUGUUUCGUUAUUUUAGAGACAAUUUACGUUAAUUUUAAUUAAUUUAGUGGAUAUUUGAGGAGCUAGUUUUGGAAUUUAAGUUAUUUACAAUGGCGACCUGCGAAAUCCACUUAAAUACGUAGAGACAGUUAAGUGUAAGAUAGGUUUGUUUCGACUCCCAUGCCCGUCGUCAAUUUUCGUUAGAUAGUGUUUGUAAAAGUUAACUGAUUGUUGAUUGUUUCCCUAUAAUUUAGAGCUCUACGUUUCCGCAAGAUUUUGAAUUUAAAGGCAUCAUCGAGACGGACGCAUAAAUUGUUUUCUACUUAUUUUUUACGUUUUCCACCUCUAGAACGGUUAUAUGAAUUAAUGGAUUGACUGUUCUUCUGAAAAUCAGACUAGGAGCAUGAAGGGUACUGAGCCGGGGGGGUCAGCAAUAGACUUCCGUUCUUUAGAUCUCUCGGGCGUUUUUUCGCCCCAGUUCUUCCUACAACCCCAGCUCACAUGCGUGGAUCAUUUUCUGAAAUAGCCAUGAGUGACUGUUUUUUCCUUUUGUUAUUUACACACAGACAAGCAGACAUUUAGUGAUUAGGACUUAUUGCCAAGUUGGGCUAUUUAAUUCUUGUAGUAGAAAGACUCAAACCCGGGACUUCAAUUAUUUGAAUAAUUAUUCACUGAUUAGUUUCUGAUUAUUGUGUAGCUACUAUACAUGGUGCGCUCAGUAAACUUCAUUAUAGAGUUCUUGAUGAAUUAAUUUUGC
Molecule: messenger RNA, 4325 nt
Organism: Pocillopora verrucosa
Lineage: Eukaryota; Metazoa; Cnidaria; Anthozoa; Scleractinia; Pocilloporidae
Product: CSC1-like protein 2
Cellular component (GO): plasma membrane
Molecular function (GO): calcium-activated cation channel activity; nucleic acid binding
Source: RefSeq, a predicted model, not a curated record